ACUUUCCGCUGAUUUCCUUUUUAUUGUUGUUACUAGUUACUAUUACUUAUUAUUAUAUUAAUACUUAUGAUGGUGAUGAUGAUGAUGAUAAUGACACUGAUGAUUUUUAACCGGAUUAAAAUCGAGUUUUUCUGAAUGUUUCUAAGAAUUUCUCCGGCCUCCUGAUUGACUUUGGAGUUUUGCAUCUUGGGAGAGAAAGCGAAGGCAUUAGUAUUUUUAAGUGGAUUGAUCACAUAAACCUUUUCUCUCCCAACCCCACCCUUGCCCUCAUCCCCUUCCCCACACUGAAAGAAUUUUACUGGCUGUUAAGUCUAUGACCUUAUUUUUCCUGAUCUUUAACUUAACUGUUUUAGAGCAUCUCUGGACGUCUGUAUUUUUAAUUUUUUUUAUUUUUGUUUUUUUAUUUUUAAUCUUUCAUUUGUUAAAUUUUUAAACUGUGCUGCAAUAAAAUGUGUGUGGUACUACUUAACACUAUGAUCGUGAUGGCAUUUUCCCUGAAAGCCAUCUUCCUCCUGUUUCCCUUGAAAUCCCAUCCUGCUUUUCCUGUACACUACCCAUCACAAACCACAAGCUGCAGCAACAUGGAUGCCCAGCCUGGAGCAGCAGCAGCCAGGAUGACCUGGAGCCAGGGGGGCCUUCGGAACAGAUGCACACCCUUCCUGGGUGAUGGUAAGAGUUUUCGGCUUUGUGAGAAACCUUGUCAUCAAACACAAUGGCCAGCAACGUUACCAACAAGACAGAUCCUCGCUCCAUGAACUCCCGUGUGUUCAUUGGGAAUCUCAACACUCUCGUGGUCAAGAAAUCCGAUGUGGAGGCAAUCUUUUCGAAGUAUGGCAAAAUUGUGGGCUGCUCUGUUCAUAAGGGCUUCGCCUUUGUUCAAUAUGUUAAUGAGAGAAAUGCCCGCGCUGCUGUAGCAGGAGAGGAUGGCAGAAUGAUUGCUGGCCAGGUUUUAGAUAUUAACCUGGCUGCAGAGCCAAAAGUGAACCGAGGAAAAGCAGGUGUGAAACGAUCUGCAGCGGAGAUGUACGGGUCAGUAACAGAACACCCUUCUCCGUCCCCUCUACUCAGCUCCUCUUUUGACUUGGACUAUGACUUUCAACGGGAUUAUUAUGAUAGGAUGUACAGUUAUCCAGCACGUGUACCUCCUCCUCCUCCUAUUGCUCGGGCUGUAGUGCCCUCGAAACGUCAGCGUGUAUCAGGAAACACCUCACGAAGGGGCAAAAGUGGCUUCAAUUCUAAGAGUGGACAGCGGGGAUCUUCCAAGUCUGGCAAGUUGAAAGGAGAUGACCUUCAGGCCAUUAAGAAGGAGCUGACCCAGAUAAAACAAAAAGUGGAUUCUCUCCUGGAAAACCUGGAAAAAAUUGAAAAGGAACAGAGCAAACAAGCAGUAGAGAUGAAGAAUGAUAAGUCAGAAGAGGAGCAGAGCAGCAGCUCCGUGAAGAAAGAUGAGACUAAUGUGAAGAUGGAGUCUGAGGGGGGUGCAGAUGACUCUGCUGAGGAGGGGGACCUACUGGAUGAUGAUGAUAAUGAAGAUCGGGGGGAUGACCAGCUGGAGUUGAUCAAGGAUGAUGAAAAAGAGGCUGAGGAAGGAGAGGAUGACAGAGACAGCGCCAAUGGCGAGGAUGACUCUUAAGCACAUAGUGGGGUUUAGAAAUCUUAUCCCAUUAUUUCUUUACCUAGGCGCUUGUCUAAGAUCAAAUUUUUCACCAGAUCCUCUCCCCUAGUAUCUUCAGCACAUGCUCACUGUUCUCCCCAUCCUUGUCCUUCCCAUGUUCAUUAAUUCAUACUUCCCUGCGCCUAGUCCCAUUUUCACUUCUUUGACGCUCCUAGUAGUUUUUGUUAAGUCUUACCCUGUAAUUUUUGCUUUUAAUUUUGAUACCUCUUUAUGACUUAACAAUAAAAAGGAUGUAUGGUUUUUAUCAACUGUCUCCAAAAUAAUCUCUUGUUAUGAAGGGAGUACAGUUCUUUUCAUUCAUACAUAUGUUCAGUAGUUGCUUCCCUAACUGCAAAGGCAAUCUCAUUUAGUUGAGUAGCUCCUGAAAGCAGCUUUGAGUUAGAAGUAUGUGUGUUACACCCCAACAUUAGUGUGCUGUGUGGGGCAGUUCAACACAAAUGUAACGAUGUAUUUUUGUGAAUGAGAGUUGGCAUGUCAAAUGCAUCCUCUAGAAAAAUAGUGUUAUAGUCUUAAAAUUUGUUUUCUAAAGUUGAUACUGUGGGUUAUUUUUGUGAACAGCCUGAUGUUUGGGACCUUUUUUCUUCAAAAUAAACAAGUCCUUAUUAAACCAGGAAUUUGGAG
This is a messenger RNA of Saimiri boliviensis boliviensis (Bolivian squirrel monkey), 2296 nucleotides long. The record is from RefSeq and is a predicted model, not a curated record. NCBI's taxonomy places the organism in Eukaryota, Metazoa, Chordata, Mammalia, Primates, Cebidae.